AUGCUUCCCUCCGAGGUCGCCCAGUCGAUCAGCAAACAAUGGCCUUGUCGCGAGCUCCAAAGCCGCCAACUUGCUAGCCUGCUCGGCGCCAAGGUCUCAAGCCCAUCUACCAUCGUCGUCCAUGGCAUCUCUGCCACCUGCAAGACCACCAUCGUGCGCAAUGUGCUCGCCGCCCUCGACGUCCCGCACGCGCUCGUCCGCAGCCCCGAGUGCAUCACCGGCCGCCAUCUGCUCACCAAGACCCUUUGGGCCACCCUGGAGGCGCUGGGCAAGCGGGAUGAGUGGGAGAAGUAUGGCAAGGGACGCUGCGAACACGUCAGUACGCUCGCUGUGCUGCUGAACGAGUGUCUCGCUUCGGCUUUCGUUUCUUCGCAACAAGAACAACAACCGCUGACUCGCAACAAUCGCAACAAAUUCGUGCUGGUUCUUGAUGGGAUUGACAAGCAGAGAGAGGCGUCACCUACACUACUGUCUGCGCUGGCGAGACUGGGAGAGGUGAUUCCUUCGCUAUGCGUCGUCCUCGUCCUUAGUACCCCUCCGCGACCGCUCUUCUUACAAUCUGCCGGCGUCCCACAUAUCAGCUUCCCGCCCUACACGCGCAAUGAAGCCACGACCAUCAUCCUCCAGGGCGGUCCGCCGCCGGCUGCCGCCGCCACCCUAGGCCUGUCGGACGCGGUCGCAUCGACCCUAUAUCCGCAUUUCGUGGCGGCCGUCUACGACUCUCUCGUCGGGCCGACGGCCAGCUCCAUCCCGACCUUCCGGUCGAUCUGCGAGAAGCUGUGGCCGCGGUUUGUGGCGCCCAUCACGACAGGCGAGACUCCGCCGGGGGGCGUGGGGGAGUGGGAUUUCACUCGGCUGCUGGUCAAGAAUCGGGCCCUGUUCCGGCAUCAGGGGGAAGGGGCGCUGGUGCAUCACAUUGUCACUGAGGAGGAUGAGGCGGAACCGCCCGUCGCGAAGGGUACGACCGCCGUCUUUUCCACCCAAAAACCGAAAUCCCUGUCUGCCGCAUCGGCCCCAUCGCCCCUGCCUUCCUUGCCGUACUUCCCCACCUUGAUCCUAACCUCGGCCUACCUCGCCUCGCACACGCCGCAACGGCUGGAUACGAUCUUCUUCUCCAAGUUCUCAUCGUCCUCGCUGUCCGCGCGGAACAAGCGCGCGCAUCACCGGCGGCGGCUGAAGCUGCUCUCGCGGGCUCAGCUGGAGGAUGCUGCGUCGGCGGCGGCGGACCCGUCGACUCCCGGCAGCCGGAAGAAGGGCAAGCGCACCAAGACGAAGAUCACCAAGUCGACGCUGGAGUCGGCCUUUGCGACCUCGUCCGCGACGACGUCGGCGGUCGGCGGCGGCGGCGGCAUCACCGGCCCCUCGACCAUCCUCACCGCGCGCCCGUUCCCGCUGGAGCGGCUGGUCGCCAUCUACCAUGCCAUCGACCCCAACCCCCCUGCCAAUCCGAUUCGCAUGGCGGCCGUGUCCGACGCGAUCUAUGCCGAAUUGGCUACGUUGCGGCGGCUACGGUUGGUGGUGCCUGCGGCGGGUCGGGAAGGUCGUGUGGGGAUGGGGUCCGGUGGGUUGAGUAGCGGGAAUACCACGUCCGAUACGGGGGAGAAAUGGUGUGUGAAUGUUUCAGGGGACUGGAUCGGGGAGUUGGCAAAGACGGUCGGCGUAGAGGUGGGCGAAUGGUUGGCGGGAGGUCUGGAUUAG
This is a messenger RNA of Aspergillus aculeatus ATCC 16872, 1698 nucleotides long. RefSeq names its product origin of replication complex subunit 5 family protein. Gene Ontology annotation, biological process: DNA replication; DNA replication initiation. The coding region runs from base 1 to 1698 and encodes 565 amino acids. Gene Ontology annotation, cellular component: nucleus; nuclear origin of replication recognition complex. Gene Ontology annotation, molecular function: DNA replication origin binding. NCBI's taxonomy places the organism in Eukaryota, Fungi, Ascomycota, Eurotiomycetes, Eurotiales, Aspergillaceae. The record is from RefSeq and is a predicted model, not a curated record. The transcript is spliced from 3 exons.